AUGUCUUUCUUCUUUAACCGCGGUCGAUCUCGGCAGCCAUCUGAUGUUGUGAGAUCAAUCAAAGAUCUGUUAGUGAGGCUCCGCGAGUCUCCAACCACAGCAAAAGUGGAAGAUGAAUUGGCCAAGCAACUUUCGCAGAUGAAACUUAUGGUGCAGGGAACUCAAGAAAUUGAAGUCUCCCCCGACCAAGUACAUGCCCUAGUUCAAGCUAUGCUCCAAGAGGACCUUCUCUACGAACUUGCUGGCGCUCUUCAUAACCUUCCAUUCGAGGCAAGAAAGGACACCCAGACGAUAUUCUCUCACAUACUCCGCUUCAAGCCUCCUCAAGCCAACUCACCCGACCCUCCCGUCGUCUCUUACAUCGUGCACAACCGUCCUGAAAUCAUUAUCGAAUUAUGUAGGGGCUACGAACACAGCCAGAGCGCGAUGCCGUGUGGGACUAUCCUGAGGGAAGCACUGAAGUUCGACGUGAUAGCUGCGAUUAUUCUAUAUGAUCAGUCCAAGGAGGGUGAACCCGCCAUCAGGCUCACCGAAGUUCAACCUGCCACUCCCCAGCACGGAACUGGUAUAUUCUGGAGAUUCUUCCAUUGGAUAGACCGCGGAAGCUUUGAGCUGAGUGCAGACGCAUUCACCACAUUCAGGGAAAUCCUCACGCGCCACAAGUCUCUCGUGACAGGGUAUCUAUCAACAAAUUUCGAUUACUUCUUCGCGCAGUUCAACACUUUCCUCGUACAAUCUGACUCUUAUGUCACCAAAAGACAGAGCAUCAAGCUCUUGGGUGAAAUACUACUGGACCGUGCGAACUACAGUGUGAUGAUGAGAUAUGUGGAAAGUGGAGACAACCUUAAACUUUGCAUGAAGCUCCUUCGGGAUGAUCGCAAAAUGGUUCAAUACGAAGGAUUCCAUGUAUUCAAGGUAUUCGUCGCGAACCCAGACAAAUCAGUGGCCGUACAGCGGAUUCUCAUCAACAAUCAAGAUCGGUUACUGAAAUUCCUGCCGAAAUUCCUCGAGGACCGCACGGACGAUGACCAGUUUACCGAUGAGAAGAGUUUCCUGGUUCGGCAGAUCGAACUUUUACCCAAGGAACCCAUUGAACCAACACGUUCUGCUCGCGAGCCGUCUCGUCAAACCGCCAACACCACGACCGUAGCAUGA
Molecule: messenger RNA, 1155 nt
Organism: Aspergillus calidoustus
Lineage: Eukaryota; Fungi; Ascomycota; Eurotiomycetes; Eurotiales; Aspergillaceae
Source: the annotation of a GenBank genome assembly